AUGUCUCCAUACUCUCUUGCAUUUGGAAAAGCCUAUCAUUUACCUUUAGAGUUGAAGCACAAGGCGUUUUGGGCAGUUAAGAAGUCAAACAUGAACUUAGACGCCACAGGCGCUCAACGCAAACUUCAGCUCAACGAGCUCGAGGAGUGGAGAUUGAAUGCGUACGAGAACAACAAGCUGUACAAAGAAAAGACAAAGCGAAAACUAAAAUCCAGGUCGUCAGGACCCUUUAUCAUUAAGACAAUCUUCCCAUAUGGAGUUGUGGAAAUAACACGAGAAGAUGGCACCAACGCAUUCAAAGUAAACGGCCAAAGAGUGAAGCCUUACUUUGAAGAUGGACUGGAAUGCCAAAAGUCAUCUCUCACACUAUGCGAAGCCAGUUGA
Benincasa hispida (wax gourd) is the source of this 384-nucleotide messenger RNA. Lineage: Eukaryota; Viridiplantae; Streptophyta; Magnoliopsida; Cucurbitales; Cucurbitaceae. The record is from RefSeq and is a predicted model, not a curated record.